GGAGUUUCGGUUCAAAACUUACAUUACACAAGCCUUGUUUAUUUUAUUUUUCACAUUAUUACAACCAAAAAAUCAUGAUAUUUUUAAAUCAUUUAACUCUUAAGCUCCAUGAGAUCAAAAUAGCACUCUAGAAUUUAUUUUUUUCAAUCAAAGCCUCAAAGAUAACAAAGAUGUCUUCAAUCAUUUUGCCAGUUGGUCAGUGUGGGAAUCAAAUAUCACACGAACUAAUGACUCUCAUUGACAACCACAGUGUCUCUCACCCUCUGAGCCACAGAGACGGCAAGCUGAGGUGUGUUUGUGUAGACAGUGAGCCAAAAGUAAUUGGAAAUACUCUAAGAAGUGAUAAGAAACGCGGGAAUUUGUUCAGGGAAGAAAACAUGGUAGUUGGUCAAAGUGGACGAGGGAAUAAUUUUGCACUUGGUUACUAUGGCCUUGGAGGAGAGACGGAAGAGACAUCUCUCUUGCAUAGGACAAUGGACGUGGUUAGGAAGGAAGUUGAAAGAUGUGAUUGUUUUGCAGGUACUAUAGUGAUGCACAGUUUGACAGGAGGUACAGGGUCAGGUCUUGGUUCACAUCUUGUUGAAGCCCUUCGUGAUGCUUAUCCACUAGCCCAUGUGAUGUCAGUAGCUGUAUCCCCUCAUCUUUCAGGGGAUAGUCCACUGCAAAAUUAUAACUCCUUGUUGAGUCUUGCUGUUUUGCAAAGGAAUGCUGACUGUGUUGUAGUAUUCAGUAAUGAUGAUGUUCUGCGUCACCUCAUAGCCCACAGGGGUGCUGUUGCAUCGUCCAGACAUCCAUCAUCCAGCAGCAAUGUAUCCCUGAAGGACAUGAACCAGCUGAUUGCUGCAAGUCUUGCAGGUGUUCUACUCCCCCUAGGCCAGAAACCAAAAAAGAUUUUGCGAAAAACUUCAACUAAUAAAACCAAAAUUAGUAUUAGAAGAAAUACUUCCUCAACAAGUUCAACUUUGAGUGAUAAUGAAAGGAGUGCAGCUACCAACAAAAAGAGAAGUUCCCUCAACCCUGUACAAACUAGGGACAGAUUGUCUUCAAGCUCAACAUUAUCAAACUAUUCAUUUGUUUGUGAUGGUUCCAUUGUACAUGAUGAAGAUGGUUCUGAGUCUUUAAUGCAAAAACAACCAAGAGCUACUGUUUCUGCUCUACUGCGCUACAGAGGUAUAUCAUCCAAAUCCUCAGGCUUUCCCUCAUAUCCAGAUAAUACAAGUCUAAACCAAUCAACAUUUAGGAGUUCAGACUCAUUAAGUGAAACAGUUGAUGUUUCCACUGGCAAUGAACCAUGGGAAAUGUUGAGGUCUGUGUGCCCCGAACCAUCCAAGAAGUUCUCCACCAUUCAUCACAUGUCCAAGGCUAAAGUCACGUGGGAGGCCCUAACUCAGUCGUUGUUACACUCUACUUGUCGCUAUGACAAGCAUGGUAGGCAGUUCUCAACUUUGAAUUCACUGCUAAUUGCCAGGGGUGCGGGAGAAAAGCCAUUUGCAGAUUCUGUGACCAAGAUAGAAGAGAGACUGAAAAACGCACUUGGAUGUGUGGAAUGGAAUCCUUUCCCUCUUGAUUUCUGGAUAAGCCAGUACAGUGCUGCUGGGUCACGUGAUGCUCAAYCUCUUACGCUCUGCUUAAACUCGAGUAGGAUCAUGGGGUUCUUGGAUGAUGUGAUGACCAAGGCUAGAACGAUGUAUGACGUUGGAGCUUAUGUCCAUUGGUUUGAAAAACAUGGAUGUACCAAAGAUGAAUUUCUGGAUGCCUUUAGCACACUGGAUGGCGUAGUAGAGGAGUAUCGAUGUGCAACUUUAUAGCUACCAAAAACAGYGAUAAGUCGAUAGACUGCACGUGAAGGAAAAAGAUGGAAAAGGUGAAACUUUAAGGUACAAAUCGAGGCGAGCUUGCUGCGUCAAGGUACAACAUGCGGCACUUCUUGAAUGCACAAGCACACGGUGCAGCUUUUACGCGCAACCGAGUUUUCAAGGGAUGUCAUACGUAGCAACGUCUGUACCAAAUAUCGAGCUAAGAAUCACAGUCAAGGGCAAACUAAUAGACAUCGUAUUUUAUAGCUAAAAAUAGCGCGGCUAAAACAUUACGCCAAGUUACUACCAAUGUCUCAGUACAGACGCCGUCUAAACGUUGACAAUUUCGUGCACAGCAAUACAGAGGUGUCUAACUUACUUUUGUAGUUUUGUACAGUUGUGCGACUAAGCCCCCGCACUCUUGCGACUCCAUGUAGCCACGGUUCCACUCAUCUAUGUUUGUUUUUUACGCCAAGUUACUACCAAUGUCUCAGUGCAGACGCCGUCUAAAUUCCAAGGUCGACAAUUUCGUGCACAGCAAUACAGAGGUGUCUAAAGUACUUUUGUAGCGCAGUUGGUAUAAUUCUGCGCAACAGUUGUACGACUAAGCUCCCACAGUCUUGCGACUCUAUGUUGUAGACAGGGUUCCACUUACCUAUGUUCGUUUUUUUUGGGGCCAAACUUUAGCUAACUGACUCAAUAACCUGUUUGUUAGACGGGAGCUGAAACUGACUCCAACAGGCGCUUAAAAGUAGUCAAGUUCGCAGAAACAUGAAACAGUUUCUCACAUWAAAAAAUGAAAAUAAAAUAGAAUUUGCGUACAAGUGACAAAUGCUCAGGUAUUUUUUCAGGGAAGGAUUUUAUUUUCAUAGUUUUUGCCUUUAUUAUUUUCAU
Molecule: messenger RNA, 2690 nt
Organism: Actinia tenebrosa (Australian red waratah sea anemone)
Lineage: Eukaryota; Metazoa; Cnidaria; Anthozoa; Actiniaria; Actiniidae
Biological process (GO): microtubule-based process
Cellular component (GO): microtubule
Molecular function (GO): structural constituent of cytoskeleton; GTP binding
Source: RefSeq, a predicted model, not a curated record